This is a messenger RNA of Vicia villosa (hairy vetch), 492 nucleotides long. RefSeq names its product paired amphipathic helix protein Sin3-like 3. The transcript has 5 exons. Bases 1 to 492 code for a protein of 163 amino acids. The record is from RefSeq and is a predicted model, not a curated record. Lineage: Eukaryota; Viridiplantae; Streptophyta; Magnoliopsida; Fabales; Fabaceae. Gene Ontology annotation, cellular component: histone deacetylase complex; chromatin. Gene Ontology annotation, molecular function: transcription corepressor activity. Gene Ontology annotation, biological process: negative regulation of transcription by RNA polymerase II.
AUGGCAAAGAAAAGUAAGGGAGCAGGAACAAAGAAACCAGUAAUCAAUGAAGAUGCCAAUAUGUAUCUCAAAGAAAUAAAAGAUGCAUUUAAAGACGAGAAAUACAAGUACCGUGAAUUUCUAAGAGUUAUGAAAGAUUUUCAGAUAAGAAGAAUUGAUAUAAAGGGAGUGAUGGCAAGAGUGGAAAAGUUGUUUCAAAGGCACAAAGAAUUGUUAUUGAAAUUCAAUAAAUUUUUACCAGAUGGAUUUGAAAUCAAAUAUCCACCUAAGAAAGCAAAAAUACCAGUAAUGAGUAUAGAAGAUGCUAAAAACUAUUUGGGCAAGGUGAAGAUUCGAUUUCAAUGUCAACUUUAUGUAUAUGAUUUGUUUUUAGACAUAAUGAGUAUGUACAAAAAUAAAGAAAAGAACCUCGAGGAGAUUUAUAAAAUGGUUACUUCACUUUUUAAAGAUCACCCUGAUCUUAUUGAUGGAUUUAUGAUUUUUCUUCCAUAA